AUGAAGGCACAAGGGGACCCUAACUAUGACGUGUUCUUGAAGUGUGUACUUAAAGGCUUAGUGCGAUAUCAGAGACUAAUGGAAAACAUGGGCAAGAGAUUUGCCAAGUGGAAGAGAAUGGUGAGACAGCAAAAGGGGAAGCUCUAUAUUAUGAGGGUUUGCAUCUCUAUGCUUCUUGGUUGGCACAAAUACUCCAAGGCAACGUACAUGGGUUCUAAUUAAGGAGCAUUUAGCUUUGGUUUAGUUUAGUUUAGUUUUUCUAGUAUGUGAUUGAG
This is a messenger RNA of Quercus lobata, 275 nucleotides long. It is a transcript of the gene DVL21, whose product is annotated as DVL family protein. The transcript is spliced from 2 exons. Bases 1 to 222 code for a protein of 73 amino acids. The record is from RefSeq and is a predicted model, not a curated record. NCBI's taxonomy places the organism in Eukaryota, Viridiplantae, Streptophyta, Magnoliopsida, Fagales, Fagaceae. Gene Ontology annotation, biological process: negative regulation of cell population proliferation.